AGACUAUCAGCGUUUUUUCACCGCGAUUCAAAUAGCAUCGCAAUAUCUGUGUUUAGCUCUCUUUUGCAAGUGAAAAUUGCAAAACCACUGAAAUGAGGGCUUGCAAGGAAGUUCUCGUAGCAAUAUUCCUGGUCUUACCCAUCCAUAUGGCGAUCGGCAGACUACCAGUCACAACAUUGGGAAUAUCCAGUUUAAAUUGGGCAGUAAAUACUAGGAACAUCCUCAAGACAGGCUCUGAUGACACCUUCGGAUUGUGGGAGGAUGAUCUUACCACGUUGAAAAAUUUAAAUAUUUUAUUCGACGAGAGAAGUAAAUUAUUGUUCGAUGAACUGGAGGAAGCAGAACAGGUCCAAGAGUAUCUGCAAGAACGUUUUCUCAAGGGGAAUGCUGAGCUCAGUGCUGGGAGCCUGAGAAAUCAUACGGUCGCCCGCGAAAUGAUGAGAAUGGGGCGACAAUUACAGCUUAUUAAUAAAAUUCCCACGGAAUUGACGAACCUAAAAGUUUUGGAUCCUGUCAUACCUCAACAAUUAUGUAGAUGGGCGAGCGGAAUUGUUACGAGAGAACGAAUUAGCAAGAAAAUUGAUCGUUUUUUCAAUCGCUCCUUUCCAGAAAGAAAUCCUGGUUGGCUGACGCACUUAGUCGAGGAUAUAGCGAAGGAUGCCCCAAUGAUCGAGUCUCGAUGCGGUCAGGGAUAUUCGCUCUAUGACUAUCUCCACACCAUAUACGAUCUAGUGAUUCUAACGGAGAUGAGAGCAUAUAUAGCCGAAGGAUUUGCUCAUUAUCUGCUACAUACGUAUAACAGCACCGCGGUAGCCUGCGCCUAUUCAAAGGGAGACUGGGAUCGGCAGCUUGAGCAUUUGUACAGGAGACUUCGAAUACACGUCCAAACUUAUAAUAACGUGUUCAUUCGGGUGUUGGAAUAUUUAUCGAAAGAAUUUCGUGAAUGUGAUGAUGAUUCUAAAUCUUUUGAGCGAGAUGUAACUUACUUCGAAUUGGAAGGCGCAAUGCAGCGGUAUAUUCACGCACAUAAUCCUGAUUCAUCGGAGAUUACUGGUAGGCAUUUGGAUUGCAGUUUAUUGGAUAGGAGGUACAACUCUCAAAGUUGCUCGGGGAUAACCAAGUCCUGUAGUGCUCCUGUCAAGUAUCCUUGCAUGGGCUACAUGAUCGAUUGUGAAGCACUAACGACGAACGAUGUUCAUGCUUGUGUAACCGCUGAACGUCCGCGACGUUAUGAGUGGAUUAACGAUAGCAACGGCGUCCCAGUGAGAAAUUGUCAGACGCGGACGUUCCAGAAAGGUACAUCAUGUCUGUGCACAUGUAUUGACAACGAUGUUGAUUCAAUUUCAACGCAUCUCUUCAACCUACAGCCGGUUGAGGCCGACGUCGACAGAGACAUGGUAGUAACCGGCAUCAGAUUCACAGUGCACAACGGAGUGAUGCAGUUGCAAAUACAGCAGGGAAAAUUAGGACCUUUUUGGGAAAUUGAAGGAUUACCCGAGUGGAAACCUGUCAAUGAUAUAAGUGAACAGAUUCGUGCGAAAAGAUUGGGCAGAAAAUUGCGGGGAGAAAGUCCCGAAGUUGAGGAAGGAAGCGACUAUCUGAUUGUUAAAGAAGGAACAGAAGUGCAGUUAGACACACUGUCCGUUCCAACAGGACACGUUCUCACUGGAGUAAAAUUCGAUUUGGUCCAGGAAGGAGGGCAAGACUCCUCGAGAAGAGUACAGAUUGGUGUAUUUUCAAUGCCUUUUAAUGUUACCAAUGGAAGGCUGAAGCAUCUCGACACCAGGCCCACUUUGACUAGACCCGACAGCGUCAAGAGGACGCAACUUGUAUUUCCUACGGAGAAUGUCAUCAAUCCGCUUCCAGUGACGAAGUUCUCCGGAUCGAAUCAAUGGGUUUCGAUUAUUACUUCGAAUAUGAAAAAUGACGGGGGACAAACAACAUUACCAUAUUUUGACGCAAAGCCAGUUGUAUCCGAUCCGCCAAGUGCACUCGGGGGUGUUGGAAUAUUCCACAAAUCGGGUGGUAACUUCACCGGUUUCGUCGCACUGAAAUGUGUUUCACUUGACUAUGUUCCCUUUAUGAAUGAACACAGGGUGUUUCCUCAUGAAGGAAAAAUCGGUAGCACUGCUGUAGGUGAAAUCAAAAUUUUGCGAACGAAAUAAUUUAGUGUUGUUCAAUAUUUUAAAUUGAUUGAUGAUGGCCUAGGCGGCUUGUGAAAAUUUUAACUGAAAAGUUACGCGGUUGCGAAAAUGUAUAUGUGAAAAUUUCAUGAUUUUUCUUGUAAACAUUAAAAUAAAAUAUAUGGAGAAAGUA
Molecule: messenger RNA, 2316 nt
Organism: Diachasmimorpha longicaudata
Lineage: Eukaryota; Metazoa; Arthropoda; Insecta; Hymenoptera; Braconidae
Exons: 10
Coding region: 93-2165 (690 amino acids)
Source: RefSeq, a predicted model, not a curated record